Annulohypoxylon maeteangense is the source of this 2412-nucleotide messenger RNA. Its product is annotated as cytochrome P450. The record is from RefSeq and is a predicted model, not a curated record. Bases 297 to 1907 code for a protein of 536 amino acids. Gene Ontology annotation, molecular function: oxidoreductase activity, acting on paired donors, with incorporation or reduction of molecular oxygen; monooxygenase activity; heme binding. The transcript has a single exon. Lineage: Eukaryota; Fungi; Ascomycota; Sordariomycetes; Xylariales; Hypoxylaceae.
CCUAUUCGUUACCGAUAAUCUCUUAUUUCCCAAUUACCAGGCGAUAAUCAACACUUCACCCAGUCUCGACCUACCCAUUCUCGCCGGAUUCUAACUGUUCCGAUGCAAGGUAGGUAGUGUUUGUGUGUACUAUGUAGGUAGAGUGGUAGGUUAAUAACCGAGAUUCCUCUAUGGUACUCCAAUGACUCGAUCGUCGUUUAUAAACUCUCGGAUGUAUAAUCUCUCUUGUAAGGGCUACUUUCUCUUAGUUUCUUGCUCCUUCGGCACUUGUCAAUCUAGGCGCUCCCCCGGAUGACAUGGCUUUGUUCCUCGAAGAUGCACUGACCCGUCCGGCCUUGUUGGCGCCGGUCGUAUUUCUUAUUGGCUAUGUUCUAUAUCAGCUUUUUCGGCCCUCCGGACUCCCCAAUGUCCCUAUUGUCGGCGCAAGACCUGGGGAGUGGUUCCCGCUCAUACGGGCCAAGUGGCGUAAUACCAAGGACAUGAAGACCGCUACUGAAGUCGCCUACGAUCUGUACCGGGACCAAACUGUCAUAUUUCCUAUCGCCGGCGCACAGAACUUCGUACAACUGCCGGCCAGCCAGCUCCAAUGGCUUGUCGAUCAGCCCGACACCGAACUUAAUCUACAUGAGCAAGUUCUCGACUCGCUACAGCUCGAUUUGACUGUCAUGGACCCGCGUCUUAUCCACAACCCCAUCCACCAAAAGUUGAUAUCCACCAUCUUAACCCGCGAGACUGGUAACUUGGUUCCGACGUUGCUGGAUGAGACCCAGUUCAGCGUUGAUCACUUUUGGGGCAGCGAUACCGAGAACUGGAGCGAGCUUUGCGUCUAUGAUGUUAUGCGGCGCAUCAUCGGACAGGUUACGAACCGUGUCUUUGUGGGCUUGCCGUUAUGUCGUAACCAAGAUCUUUUGGAUGCCGGGCUCGCGUACGCACAAGAUGUGCCGAUGAGCUCGACUGCGCUGCGAUUCACGUGGAAGCCACUGCGCCCACUCGCGGCCCUGUUCAUGACUCUACCAAACCGCCUCCACACAAACAAGUUCUACUCCAUCCUCAGACCGGAGGUUGAACGACGGCUGCGCGAUUAUGACGCGCGGCGAUCCGAUCCGGAGACCAAGGCCGCUGACAAGGAACCUAACGAUUUCCUGCAAUGGUCUGUCAACCAGGCCAAGACGUCCGGUGAUCCGUAUAUGGCGAAGGUGGACACACUAUCGGGUCGCAUCCUUUUACUCAAUUUUGCGUCCACUCAUACAUCGAGUUUUGCCAUCACUCACGCCCUCCUGGACCUCGCUGCCUCCAAGGCAGAGUACUUCGACGAACUCCGCACCGAGAUCACGACCGUGCUUGCGGAAUACGGCGGCGAGUGGAACAAGCGCGCUCUAGCGGCCAUGCCGAAGCUAGAUAGCGUGCUACGAGAGUCCCAGCGCCUUAACUCGUUUGUGUCACUAGCCACGAACCGCGUCGUCGUCCGAAAGGGCGGCAUCGACACCCCUGACGGCGUGCACAUCCCCUACGGCACAGUCGUGUGCGCGCCCUCAUACCCUGUCUUCCACGACCCGGCCGUGUACCCGGAACCCCGGGAGUUCAAGCCGUUCCGGUUCGCGGACAAACGCGCGGUUGACCAAGGCACGGACAAAAGCGAGAAGGAACCGUCGUCGUACGUCCAGAGGGCAAGACUCGCCUUCGCCACCACGAGCCCGGAGUACUGCGCCUUCGGCCACGGUCGCCACGCCUGCCCCGGCAGGUUCUUCGCCGCUAGCGAGUUGAAGUUGCUGCUCGCGUAUUUGAUUCUCAAUUACGACUUCCAGAUCCAGCGUGAGCGACCCGAGAACUUCUGGUUCGGUAUGAAUAGGAUUCCGCCGAUGAAGGCGACUAUUAGGGUUAGGAGGAGGAGGGGGUCUGUAUUAUAGGUGUAGGAUGGUAUGGUUCAUGACUGGCGAUGAGUGUGUAGGUAGGUAUGUUUGUGAGAUACGUGCUGAGUAGGAUUUACCCCCGUAUAUAGGUUUGUGUAGCGCGGUAAUGAUGUACGAAUUUUUGCCUAUGGGUUUGGUGUUGAUAUUUGCGUUUUGUGAUGGCUUUUAUGUGUCUACGGUACUGCGAUAGGGGGUUUGAUGUUAGUGUUCGAUGUUAUACCGCAGAUGAGAAAGAACGGUGCAGAGUAGUGGGAGGUUCUAUAAUGACUCUUUAUCUUCAUACUUGGAGGAAGCAAUGGAGGUGAUGGCCUACAUUGACUCCAUAGUAGCCGUUCAACAUAUGGUGGUUUCUUCAACUUGUUGCGAGGCCUAUAUCUUUACGGGGUGGUAUAUUCUAUGCUCAGACGCUAGAUUGUUCAAAAAUAAAGGUUGCUUUAACUCCAGUCGACCGGUCAAACACUUUUUCUGAUAGUCUAAAAUCGUCGUCUUAAGAUCAUCUAGC